Molecule: messenger RNA, 7086 nt
Organism: Poecilia latipinna (sailfin molly)
Lineage: Eukaryota; Metazoa; Chordata; Actinopteri; Cyprinodontiformes; Poeciliidae
Gene: fbxo41
Product: F-box protein 41
Exons: 14
Coding region: 428-2929 (833 amino acids)
Molecular function (GO): protein binding
Source: RefSeq, a predicted model, not a curated record
AAGAUGCACGUUUCUUUCUUCUUCUUCUUCUUUUUUUUUAAACCUCGCGUCCUCCCUUCAUCAUUCACACCGGUGAAGGUUCUGUAAGUGUCGCUUCUUUGACGCCGCCGGUGUGCCUGCUCAGCGGUCUGAUUUGCGUGGUCCUGUCCAGCGAUGAGCCCAGAGCCGCUGCUAUGACCGGGAGAGAGAAUCGGGUACACGCCAGGUACUCAGGACCUCUAAAGUGCAGAGAGUGAAUGUUCCCUCCCUGCGCAGUCAUGUGACUGACCUGGCUCUUCCAUUUUACGGUGGGAUCUUUUCCUCCUCAUGCUGACUAACUCAGUCUGCCCCAUUCUCACCAUGAGAGAUCUGACCUCCGUGCCCUCAUACUGGCGCUGCCGUCGUGCCGCAUGAGCGCCUCCCUCCCCUCCAGCAGUUACUGCACGGAAUGGCCUCUCUGGACCUGCCAUACCGCUGUCCUCGCUGCGGGGAGCACAAGCGCUUCCGAAGCCUUUCGUCCCUACGAGCCCACCUGGAGUACAACCACACGUACGAGACCCUUUAUGUCCUCUCCAAGUCCAACAGUGUAUGUGACGCCGCCGCUCUGCUGCCCCUAGUGGCCGAGGGAGCUCUCCUCACGCCCGCCAACAACAACGACCCCUUCGAAGCGCUCCGGCCUUCGGCUCUGAAGGAGCGCCACUUUCCCUGCCGGGAGCUUCCCUGUGCCGACGACCUCAGCUUGACCCCAGCUAACUCCAACUCUGCGGCCAGGUACAUUCCUAAUGUGGAGUUCCCCCUGGGGGAGAUCUUCAUGAAGAAAGCGAUGACAUCCACGGAUCCAGGCAGCCAUGGAAACCCCAGCACUGCUGUGGCUGUGGCUGCCAAUGUGGCUGCCAGUGCUGUAGAGGCGGCUUACGAGGAGGGCCUGGCGAGGCUGAAGGCGCGGGCGUUCGAGCGGCUGGAGCUGGACGAGAGGCUGGAGAAGUUGUCGGAGGAGGUGGAGCAGAAAAUAGCGGCCCGUGUAGGCCGUCUCCAGGCGGAGCUGGAGAGGAAGAGCUCCGAGCUGGAGAGGGCCAAGCAGGAGAGCGAGCGGCUGAGCCAGGAGAAACAGGACCUGGAGGACAAGGCCUCUGAGCUCUCUCGGCAGGUGGACGUCUCCGUGGAAAUGCUGGCCAACCUCAAGCAGGAUCUGGUGAACAAGGAGGCGGAGCUAAACCACAAACAGCAGGAGGUUUCCCAGAUCGACCAGUUCCUUCAGGAGACGGCGGCACGGGAAGCCAACGCUAAGGUGCGCCUGCAGCAGUUCAUUGAGGAGCUUCUGGACCGAGCUGACCGUGCUGAGAAACAGCUGCAGAUCAUCAGCAGCUGCGGCACCACACCGAAUGGCAGCCUGGGACGCUGCAGUCUGCAGGCCUCGAAGGGCACUGGGCGCCAGAGAAAUUCCAGCCUCUCUGGUAGCACAAGAGGAAUGUACCAAGUGUCAGAGAGACGAUCUUCUCCCAGCACAGGAGCAUCAGGGAGGAUAAAGUCUGUCUCGCAGGGUUCUGGAGGCUACGACAGCGACAGCGUCGAGAUGCAUCCCAUGGAGGAUUGUCCCGAGGCGCAGUACUAUCACAUGCAGUGCCGCAUGGGCGAGGGUGGCUACGAGCGCUCCCCGGGAUGCGGGUCUAGAAACUGGGGUCUUCGCAAGCAGGCCAUUCAGAACUGGCAGCGGCGACCGUACAGGAACAGCACCGAGGGUGAGGAGGGAGACGUGUCGGAUGUGGGCUCGCGGACCACCGAGUCUGAAGUGGAGAUGUGGGAGCAAGAGCGCAGAGCUGUGGCUGAGGUUCAGCAGUCUGCAGUACCCUAUCCUCACCACAGCAGGGCAGCGUAUCGCCCUAACACGGGUCGAUCUGACGUGGUUUACAGCAAGCCAUGCCGCCACGAAAAGAGCCCAUCGAAAUCCAACGAGGUAAUAAGUCCAGAGAUCCUGAAGAUGCGUGCAGCGCUCUUCUGCAUCUUUACCUACCUGGACACCAAAACCCUCCUGAAAACCGCCGAGGUCUGCCGCAACUGGAGGUUCGUGGCCCGACACCCAGCUGUGUGGACCAGGGUGCUGCUGGAAAACGCUCGCAUUUCUUCCAAGUUUUUGACCACAUUGUCUCAGUGGUGCACGCAGACGCACUCCCUCAUUCUACAAAACCUUAAACCAAGGCAGCGAGGCAAGAAAGAAUCCAAGGAGGACUACCUUAAAAGCACACGUGGCUGUCUUGAGGAAGGUUUGGAGGCGUUGUUAAAGGCCACAGGAAGUAACCUGCUGAUACUAAAGAUUUCACACUGUCCCAACCUGCUGACUGAUCGCUCCCUAUGGUUGGCCAGCUGCUACUGCCGAGCCCUCCAGGCCGUAACCUACAGGAGUGCCACAGAUCCAGUUGGCCAGGAGGUUAUCUGGGCCCUUGGCGCAGGGUGUAGAGAUAUUAUUUCUCUGCAGGUGGCGCCCCUACAUCCAUGUCAACAACCAGCACGUUUCAGCAACCGAUGCCUGCAGACGAUUGGAAGAUGCUGGCCACAUCUCCGUGCUCUUGGUGUGGGUGGAGCUGGAUGUGGGAUUCAGGGACUCGCCUCACUGGCGAGGAACUGCAUGCGCCUGCAGGUGUUGGAGUUGGACCAUGUGAGCGAAAUCAACCAGGAGGUGGCAGCAGAGGUUUGCAGGGAGGGCCUGAAGGGUCUGGAGAUGCUGGUGCUUUCAUCCACGCCAGUCACCCCUAAAGCCUUGCUCCACUUCAACAGUGUUUGCCGCAACCUGAAAUCCAUCGUGGUUCAGAUUGGUAUAGAAGACUACUUUGAGGACCCCAACAGCCCAGAAGCCAGAAAGCUGUUUGAUGAAAUGGUUAACAAGCUGCAGGCUCUAAAGAAGAGACCGGGUUUCUCCAAAAUCCUCCACGUGAAAGCAGACAGCCUCUGCUAACAUCCUUUGUGCAGGUUGCUGGACAGUGCGACCACAGCAUGAGUUGAUCCGCAGGACACAGGUAGCUUGAGCCCACCUCCUGGUGGCUGGACGCAUUUGGAGCACAAGAAACAGAACCAAGAAAGAUCUUAUUAAUGAAUGAAGGCCCAGGAUUACCAAGUAUAUUUUACUAAAUAAAAAAAUAAAAAAAAUCAUAAAACAGAACCAGAUUUGAUGAAAAUGUGCUAAGUGUUGGUGAUCUUCAGAGGCAGUAGAUACCCAACCAAGAGACUGUAUAAACCUCACUAACUCAAGAAACACAGCUGCGUUCAAACUGUCUCUCAUCCACAAUCUCUCUCUAAACGUGGAGCCACUUGGAGUGUCUCCACGCUGCAUUCUCACUUUCCGCAUCUGCUUAAUGCAAACUAGCUUCAACGUCAACUGCAGAAACAAGAUUGGGGGACGUGCGUAUUUUCCACAGACGUCCAUCAAGCGUCUGUUUUCACAAGAGGUCGAGGCUUUUUUUUUUUCCUAAGGGGUUGCAAUGGGAGCUUUAUGCUUAGGUGUGAUGUUGAGGAAAUAAAUGCUUAUCGCACUCUGUCCCCAAAACUUGCCAAAUCCAAGCGUGUGAACAUGCACUGCUUCCAAGCACUACAGAAAGGGUGGCGGGGGGGGGGGGCUCCCGCCCUGCAGCAACACAUGGACCAUGUUAUCUUGAAAGUGCAUGGUAGCGCUGGGGUUUUGCCUCCAGUACCGUCCUCUGCUUCCUUGUAUGAGAACAAACUGGAUUCAGUGUUUAUGAACUUUGUUGUAAUCUCUGGACCUGUUUGCGUCAGAGGACAUGUACGGAGUAUCCUAAGUCGCUGCUGCAUUUUGUAGCGACGUUCGUCUUUUUUUCCAGUGUUUCCUUCUCCGGUGUGCCAAUUAUAAAAGGAUGAGGGACCAGGCAAGUCACCAGUGUCCCGACUGGACCCAAGUUUGCUGUCAGCAGAAGCAGCUCAAACUGAAUAUAAAGUGUUUGUGUUUCCUAUAAAGCAAAUUAUCCAGGUGUGUACAGGUGUUCUAGUGUUUGUAUUCAUACUGAACAGUGCCAUUUGCAUCAUAGGGGCUAUUCUCUGCAUUCUAAUUCAUUAGGUGACAUCCUCCAAUCCUCUUCUGAUGUUUUCUUCCACCCAGUAUCUCAGCUAGUGUGAAGGGAGCUGAUACCUGUACGUUAAGGGAUCCAGGUCUUAUGCUUCAGGUCUUCAGGGCUUCCCUUCAAGUUAGGAAAUUGAUUUGGCAGAAAUUUUUUCAAACUUUAAUUAGCUGUACUUUUUUUUUUUGGAGGAGGGGUGGGGGGGGUUGAAGACUGCACUGCUCUACACAUUUUCUGGUUCCAGUGUCGCUUUACUGCAGUGAAACAAUAAGCCCGUUGAUCCGAUGGCUCUGUCUUGAGCUCAAAGUUUUGGAUGUUAGAGGUGUGUGUUUGCCAGGCCUUAAAAAGGGACUCACUGUUUUAUUUGAUAGAAUGUAAUCCCUACUUCGGACCAAAUAUGUUUUGCAUUCUGGUGCACUGAUUUCUCCUUAUCUCGAACUUUAAUAAUGUGCAAUAUUUUAUCUUUCUCUAAAACAUGCACAAAAUCUGAGUACAGAUUGAAACGAAAUCACUUGAACAUGACAGUCCUUCCCAUUCCUCUGCUGCAGGUUGCUUAGAGGGUUCCGACAUAAUCUUUACAAGAGUGGAGUUUGCAUGACAUUUGCAAAAACUUAUGGGGCUAUGAUAGAUGUUGUGACUUAUUUUUGGGGGGGAUUGAUAAAACACGCCAGCUAUUUAAAACAUUUGAGCUUUGGAUAUUAGGUAAAUGAUACGAUAGCGAAAUCAAGCCCAUGGUCUCAUUAUCUCAAGAUAAUGGUAAGAUGAAAAAUGUUACCACAACUGCCAUAUCUUAAGCACAAAGUAUCCUGAUAUUCAUUUUUCUCUGCAUAGUAGGAUCAAAAAUAUUUGAAGUGAGUUUAAAAUCUCGCUACUGACAAAAUAAAGACACGGAAACUGUUACUGCAUUAAAAACAAGCUUAAAAUUGUAUUAUCUCUAGAUAAUGAGACAGGGAAACCCUAAUCAUAAAAAAACCCUCAAUAUUUCUUGAGGUUAUGAUAUACUGAAAGCAUUAUAAUGAGAAAAUGAGAUGCAGAUCUUAGGACAAGAGCAUAAAGCACUGAUAAUGUCAUCUCAACAAAAAAUCUUCAAGGCAUUUUCCUAUCAAAACAAGACUAAAAUUUCUAUCACGGUAUAUUGAGCUCAGGAUCUUGAUAUCUUCAGAUAAAGUAACAUUUGAACAUAAUAUAAUCAGCUCUAGAUUUUUGUUAUCUCAAUAUGAUGAGGCGCUGAAAUUUUCACCUUGACUAAACAAGCUAAAAAAAAGUUUGAGCUUUGCUAAAUGGAAAAAAAACACACAAAAAAAAACCUGUUUUUCACUUUCCUGUGGAAAAACUGCCUGAAAAUGAAAUGAGAAAUCUGAACAUUUCGGAGUCCGGAGUUUUGAAAGGAAAAGUUUGUAGGAACCCUUUGCCUGACAUGCUCACCGUGAGCACAUGUUAAAUUAUAUGUAUGGUCACAUAUAGUAUUCAGCAAGCUGUGACUCUCCCUCUUUUUAUUCCACUCUGAUGUGGAUUGGUUGCUGGCUAACCUGAGGGAAAAAGGCUCACCACAGAGGAGAUAAACUUCACAGUAGAGAAAACUCCCCACAAAGCACUUGUUGAUUUUGAGUUUCAGACAAUCCUGCAUUCAUUAUCAGCUACUCUGUAUAUAAUGUUUGUAUAUAGAAAAAGAAAAAAAGAAGAAAAAAAAAAAAACUCCUGAAAAAAAAAAAGAGAGAGACCGACAUUUGAUGUUAUUCUAAUAAGGUGAUGAGUCGGAGUGGAAAAACUGAAGUUUACAGGUCUUCAUUUAGAGUCCAAUGAAUAAUUACGCAUAGAGAACUAUAUUAUGUCUAACAGUAGUGUUAAAAUUGCAGUUGUGUACUAGAUACUUUAUAUUAAAUGUGCAUCAGAUUCAUAUAGAGAUGGAGAUUAUUUAAAAAGGUUAAAGAUGAUAAUUCAGCUAUUUAUUUCUAUAUAAAAAAGAGCGCUGUGUACAGUAUAAUGUUGGCAUGUUUGUGUUCAUGCAUCAAUCAUUGAGUUGCCUUUUUAACUGUUCUGCUACUGUGGCAAAAAAAAAAAAAACACACAAAAAAAAAAAAAACAAUUAGAUGUUUAUAGAGCUUUGAUUGCCUGCAGGUUAAUAAUAAUCUUCAUUUGAUCCUGUCUGUUGUUGCACUAUAGAGAAAAACACUAUUUCAGAUGUUUAUUAUAAGAGUGUUUUUAAUGUUUUCGGGUAUUUAAAAAUAAAAAAAAGAUGCACUUUCCUUUCUUGAACACUUUCCAUGGCCCGUUGGUCAUCCAUUUGGACAGACGUUUCUGGGACGUCUGUUGCUUGAUUGUUGGAAAUAACAGUAAUAAAAAUUGCUUAUCUCUGUUUGAGAACAGGCAACAUCUCCCACACUGGAACCUAUCGUUCUCGUUUAACUACAUUUAAGUGCUUUUUGAGUUGCCAGUAUGACCUUAUAUUUGUAUUUGUUGCCAUCUUUGCUUUACUUCUACCCUGUAAAUUUCACACUCGCAUCAACGGUACUCUCGCUUGGUUGUGAAUACGGACUCUUUGUAAACGCCGCGAAACGCCAUGAAACUACGGCGUAAAGGUACCAGUGACACUGGAAAAACCUGAAUCUUUGGCUUCCAUCUGUACUUACCUUAUCUCAACGCAUCAUGCCUGAACCGUAACUGACUUAAGUGUCCUCUGUUAACAUUUUUACCAUGCCGUGCAAUAGGAGAAGAAAGCUGCGUGAGUGUUAAUGUACUUCUGUAUAUAUUUUAUGUAUGAACGAUUGUACUCUGCCCAUUCAUCUGAAGUGUGUUUUACACAUUACCUCAACAUUUAGCAGGGCAAUUAUAAAUGCAUUUUCUUUUUUUUUUUUUUUUUUUAGUUUCUAGUUUGUUUCUUACUGCCAUCGACAGGUGAUUCAUCCCAAUUUCUGCGAACACAUGAAUUCUGUUGAUGAGAACAAAAAAACUUUUCCAAAAAGAUCAAACAGCCUUCUACGAUGACUGCAAUAGAUGGAUUUUCAUUCAUUUGAUGUCAUCAAUAAAACUGCUUUAAAUUGUA